Molecule: messenger RNA, 3089 nt
Organism: Pollicipes pollicipes
Lineage: Eukaryota; Metazoa; Arthropoda; Thecostraca; Pollicipedomorpha; Pollicipedidae
Product: protein pelota
Exons: 9
Coding region: 305-1462 (385 amino acids)
Biological process (GO): nonfunctional rRNA decay; nuclear-transcribed mRNA catabolic process, no-go decay; ribosome disassembly
Cellular component (GO): cytoplasm
Source: RefSeq, a predicted model, not a curated record
AGAGGGCGGUUGUCGCAGCUGUGGCCAAUCUUAGCGACCUAGUGGCCUUGUUUAGCGCGUAAAGUGCUGCAUGUACCUCGGCGCUGAGGGGUCUCGUGCGUGCCCCAUCGUUAGCGUGGUUAGAUCGUUGACUAGACGUUGCACCAAGGAUUUACAAUGUGAUGGUAGUCGUGAAAACUAUGGAUUACCGUUGUACAGUAUUUCUGGCCUGCUGAUCGGCAAUUGCUGAUCGUGAUCACCUGGUAGUCAAACAGCUGUUUCAAUCUGUUGACUAAGAAUCUGUCAAGAACAGUGCACAUUCAAGAUGAAGCUGCUCAGCCGUGACAUUGAUAAAGAUGGAAAGGGCCGUGUGUCAUUGGUUCCUGAGGAUGCAGAAGACAUAUGGCACGCAUACAACCUUAUUCAUCCAGGGGAUACCAUCAGAGCAUCAACAAUCAGGAAGGUGCAGACCGAGUCGGCCACCGGGUCAUCCUCCAGCAACCGGGUGCGGACCACGCUCACCAUCCAGGCCGAGGACACCGACUUUGACACGCACGGCGCUGUCCUCCGCGUCAAGGGCCGCAACGUCGAGGAAAACCAAUACGUCAAGAUGGGAGCCUACCACACCAUCGAUAUCGAGGCUAACAGGAAGUUUAUGCUAUACAAGACCUACUGGGACACCGUCUCCAUCGAACGUGUGGAGAUGGCGUGUGACCCCACCCAGCACGCGGACCUGGCGGCGGUGGUAAUGCAGGAGGGGAUCGCGCACGUCUGCCUGGUCACCUCCUGCAUGACACUGGUCCGCGCCAAGAUCGACCAGCCCAUCCCCAGGAAGCGCAAGGGCCACACGUCCCAGCACGAUAAGGGGCUGCAGAAGUUCUUCGAGACGGUGAUGCAGGCGCUGCUGCGACAUGCUCGGCUGGACGUGGUCAAGUGUGUGCUGGUGGCCAGUCCUGGCUUUGUCAAGGACCAAUUCGCCGAGUACAUGUGGCAAACGGCCUUCAAGACGGAUAACAAACAGCUGCUGGAGAGCAAGAGCAAAUUCUUGCUGGUGCACGCUUCCUCGGGCUUCAAGCAUUCGCUGAAAGAGGUGCUGCAGGACCCGGCCGUGAUGGCACGCCUCAGUGACACCAAGGCGGCGGGAGAGGUGAAGGCGCUCGAGACGUUCUACCGCACGCUGCAGGAUGACCCGAGCAAGGCCUACUACGGCUACAAGCACGUCGAGCGCGCCAACGAGGCGCAGGCCAUCGAAACCCUGCUCUGUUCUGACAAGCUGUUCCGGUCGCUGGACUUGUCGGAACGGAAGAAAUACGUCGCCCUGGUGGACAGUGUCAGAGAGUACGGCGGCGACGUUAAGAUAUUCUCCAGCCUCCACAUCUCCGGUGAACAGCUGGAGCAGCUGACCGGCGUGGCGGCCAUCUUGCGGUACCCGAUGCCCGAGAUCGAGUCGGACGACGACGAGGAUGAGGAGGGGGACGACUGACGAGCGUCCGGCCCCGCCGGCCCGGCGACGUAGCCAACCUCCGUUCGCACGCAGAGGACCGCCGGACCGGCCCGAGGACACGGUCCUCAGGCCGGAGACAGCAGCGCGGGCGGUCCGCUGCCGCUGGGACCGGGGCAGCGGGUGGCGGCCAGUGCACGGGCCGCCGGACCCUGGCCGUCGCCCUGCCGGCCGGGUCGCCCCCGCGCCGUCUCGAGCUGAUGGUGGAGCUGGCGCUUUUUGCCGGCGACGGCGAUGUUGUCCUCGCAGUCAACUAUGCUAUGUUCUAUGAGCACGAGUCGUGCUCGCACCAUGCUGCCAGCGUGUAGCUAUUUAAGCGCCGCCGGCAUUGCAUUGCAGCAUCGCAACUAACUGCGUGCCUACCGGCUUCGUUGUCGUGUAACAUGUGCGUCGACCCCGUGACCUCGUUGCCGAGGGCACUCCGCGGCCGCUGGCCUGCGAGGCCUGCUACCAUUCGUGCAGAGAUGUUUCGGACUCGGCCCGGUGCGUGCGUAGCCCCCAUACCAAUCCCGCGCCCUGUCGCUGAUGAUAGCCGUCUUGUAAACAUCGCUUACGCGGUUAGCCGACCGACCGACCGGCCAUCAGUGGUAGUGGCGGGCGAGGUCGGCGGCGGCCCGCAGACCGCCGAUGGUCCGCCUGGCGGCCGGGCGGGCGGCCGCCCCGGUCGUCAGCCGCCCCCUUGACGCGGGGUCGCUGCGCCGGGCUCGCCGACUGCCGCGCCACGACCCCGCGCGCACACUAGGUUUGAAUGGCGGCAUCUCAGCCCGGUUCGUGUAUAUGACGGCCUCCAUGAGGCCGGAUGUGUACUUUCCUGAGGUCUGGUGUCAGUAGGUGGGCGCUCUGUUUGCGUAUGUUCCGUGCACCUUGUCCGCUAGUCGGCGUCGUUGAUGGUGAUGGCAGUCCGGCUGUGCCAUCUUACGCUUGGGGUUGUUUAAUGUGACGCGGUUCUUGCGUCAUGCGCCGUCUAAUUUUAUGACGUCUUCAAAAAGACAUUUGCAAUGCCAAGCGCCUCGGAAACGAAGCAUGGGACGCAUGCAUGAAAUACGUGCCCGGCCAGGGGCUCUUACUUCUUUCUGGAGCGGGUGUCUCGUGUCAUUAGCUGGUUACCAGCCUAAAGCAAGCAGAUUCGUUAUCCAGCAGGAGGUUGCCUUGUAAUCUCCCUAGACAGAGCGCGAGACUCCGUCUGGAGUGGCGCCGGGCCCCUGUGACAGACUGCGGGACUCGCGCUGGAGUGGCGCCGGGCCCCUGUGACAGACUGUGGGACUCGGGCAGGGGUAACGCCUCCUAUGUCAUUCUCGCCACCGAGCGCGCGUCGCCGUGGACCACGCCCCGCUGCGCUGUGAUGGCCCCGGGUCUCCUCUGUGCGGUCGUCGCCGGUUGUCCGCUGCUGUGAUAUUGCCGUGUGCGGCAUGGGUGCGCCGGUUCUUCUCGCCGACUGGGCGUGGUCGGCUGGCCGGGGUCGCGGUGUGUCCGCACCUGGCACCUCGCUGGAGAGUACGGCGGGCCCGCUGCGGGUACGGCCGAAUGCCGCCUCGUCGGAGCUACCCCGACGCCACGUGUUCGCAGCUGACAUCACUGCUCCGAGUGAAGUCGGAGAAUAAAGGUCUGA